Nematocida major is the source of this 780-nucleotide messenger RNA. RefSeq lists its product as uncharacterized. The coding region runs from base 1 to 780 and encodes 259 amino acids. The record is from RefSeq and is a predicted model, not a curated record. The transcript has a single exon. Lineage: Eukaryota; Fungi; Microsporidia.
AUGGAGGCAGCAGAAAACGCAAGAAAAGACGCGGCAGUGGACGGAAUGCGGGGCAAAACAGAGACCACACUUGAGCAGAUAAAAAAGGCGGGGGAAGAUAUAAUACGGCAGGCCCAAGCGAUGGGAAAGUGGAUCACAGAGACUGCGCACGCCACGCAAAGACAGCACCAGCAGAAGAAGCAGCAGUGCAUGCGAAGAGAGGCUCUUCUGCAGGACACGCUUUCGCAGCUGAAGGACGAAAACGCAAAGCUGCUGGAAGAGAGACAGCAGCUGGCCCAGGAAACCGAGAGCGAGCACGAAGAGGUGAAAACCAUGAAGCUUGCGCAGCAAAACAUGGAGGAGAGGAUGCGGCAGGCGCACAUGAAAAAGCACGGCCUGGAAACCUCGCUUUCGCAGGCGUCCUCGCAGGUGGCGCAGCUCCGCAGAGCCCUUAAGCAGGAGGAGGAGCGGGAGGAAAAGGCCCGAGAAAAAGUCCAGAAAGACGUGCAGCGCUAUUCUGCGCUCCUCAACAUGAAAAUAAGCGCGGUUGAAGACGGGUCUGUGCUGUUUCUGUUUAGGCUUGAGAAGAGCGAGCACUACUUCCAAAUCACAGUGAGCGACACGUACAGCAUACUGAGCGCCAGCGUGGAGGAAAAAGCGUACAAGCCCUUUUUGGAGGAGCUUGAGAGCGGGCACGACCUGUUCUUAUUUGUAAAGCAAAUGAAAAUUCUCUUCGAGGGCGAGCACAAAAAACGCCAGAAGACUACAGAAGACCAGAACAGAGAGCAGCCAGGAACAUAG